AACACAAACAAACUUCAAAUCUUUCUCAAAGCAACUUCUCUUGGUACUUUCGUUUCUAUAUACUUUCUCCUACUAAAGGACUAACCCAUUAACAUAUAAAAAACAAGUACACGACAUAAAGUAGAAAAGAGCGUUCCAUGGACAAGAAAAAGUCAGUAUCUGGUUCCUCUUCAUCCUCUUCUUCUUCAUCUUUCGAUCAUCUUUUUGGUCCAAGAAGAGUCCCUUCCUCGUCUUCCUCAUCAACAACAGGAUUGUUCCAAUCCAUUUUCCCACCACCCUCAGUGGGGAUGCAAGCGGACAUGGCAAAUCGAAAUAGAGCUAACAACUAUCAACCUCCAAAUUUGGGGAUUCCAAAUGAAAGAGGAGAAAGGAGAAAACACAAGGAGAGAAAGAUUUACCAAAAUGAGGACACACAUCCACCAUGCAACUUGAGCUCAUCUAUUUUCUAUGGAGGCCAAGAAAACUAUUCCUCUGCAACACCACCACAAUCAACAACGACUAUAGAUGCUUACAAGAAAGAUGGAGAGGAAGGUGAUUCCGAAAGUGCUUCGAGAGGAAACUGGUGGGAAGGAUCCUUAAUUAAGUGGACAUCGAAGAAGGUGUCGUCGUAUUGAAAUAUACCUAGAAAGGAUAUAAUAUAAAAAGAAAUAACUAAAAAAGUAAUGUAAAAGUAUAUUAUACUAUAAGAUUAAAUUAACAUCUAUAUAGGUAAGGGGAGUCUCGUUCUUGACUUGUUGAUUCCUUAUGUUUCAACAAAGACAACAAGUUAGACAAGUCUCUUUAUAAUGAAAUCGACGCUGUCCAGGAGUGUCUUUGUAUUUAGUUUGAUCUGUAAUCCAAUAUGAUGCUGCUUCGUGUGUAAUUGUAUUAUAUUAAAUGGUAAUCAAACAUGUUGUUGAGUUACUUAAGUAUAAGCAAAAACUGUUCCUUCUUGUGUUCAAA
Messenger RNA from Thlaspi arvense, 942 nucleotides. NCBI's taxonomy places the organism in Eukaryota, Viridiplantae, Streptophyta, Magnoliopsida, Brassicales, Brassicaceae. The record is from the annotation of a GenBank genome assembly.